UUUGUCGAUUCAGUGAAUGUGUUGUUAAAGUUAGCUUGCCAAGAAACUCUGAGCUAACGUUAGCUAGCCAUUUUGUAACGUAAAUGUGAACUUGUAUUUCGCUAACGUCAGAGUUGGUUUAUAGAGGUGUUAAAUGGCUUUAACUUCGUUUUAAUAUGUACUUGUUGGAUGUAUAGCGUCAACUUGCAAGCUACAAACGCCUGUCGCAUAACAUUUCUUGGCUUGCACUUGUUUAAACUUGUGUGUGAUCAUCAGUCGUUGCUUGGUUUGUCAGCCUUAUUGCCUUUAUUGAAUGCAUUAUCGACCCAAUUUGAUCAACUGUUAUUGACAACAGUUGAGUGAUUUCUUGGUUUAGAUGACGGACCCCACUUAAGGAGCUUCCAGUCCUUUCUGUUGAAAGUAGCUAACGUUAAGUUCAGAGUUGAAAAUGGACAACUUGACUCUACUGGAAGCCUCGUGUCUUUCUCCAAUGAGCAACAUCACAUCACCCUUGGAUUUCACCCUGCUCACACCCUCCCAACUGGGUAUCUCCACUCAAAGCUUCACGCCAUCUUCUAACGUCAAAGAAAAAUCUCGCCUAGCUCAGCUGAAGUUGAAGCGGAGGUCCAAUGUUGGGGUAUGGAGUUCACCAGAGACCAACUCCCUAAUCCGCUACAUUGCCCAACAAAGGAGGAAAACUCCCCCCACAACACCACAGGAUACCCAAGCCAUCCCCUUCUUUCCCAGAGUCCCCUCUACUCUAAAGCAGAAAAGGGCCAUCUUCCAGAGCAUUAUGAAUGUGGAGGAGAAUGAAGAUCACACGGGGGGAUGCAUCAAGACAAGAGAUCUUCUGUCUGGUGGUCAGUCUGCUUCAAUUUUGUGGUACAAUGGUUCCCUACACUAUUCACUGCUUGUUUUCUCAAUCAACACACUGGUGGAUGGGUGGAGCUGUGAUAGUGGUGGGAAGGAGAACAUGUCCCCAGUGAGCCAGCAUCCCUCUCUGACUUCCCCACCCAGUAAGAGGUGCUGCACAGCACGCCCUCUGGGGGAGUGUGUGGAGGAGAUUAGGGAGGCCACCACUCCUGUCCUCAAACGCACUGCCACCAUACUGAAGCAGCAACAGAACACGGAGGUUGCAGUUGUCCAGGACAAGGACCAUCAGCCAGCUCUCAAUGUAGAACCUGCCAGUGUGUCUCUGUCACCAGCCCUGGGUACUGAUGCUGUGUCCCAGAUCACCCAGGGCAAGCCACAGCCCUCUCCUAUGAUGCAGCAGCACUGCACUCUCAUCAAGGAGGAGGAGGACCAGGAGUGCUCUUUUGAACUGCACAGCCCCAGCCAACCUCUGGUUUUGCAUUCAGGACGAGUCAGGACAACUCUGCCCCAGCUGUUCGCCAUGCCAUCUCUUUUGGAGAUUAACCCCACUGAUGAAGCUGAUGGUGGCAACGUUAACUCCACUAUGAAGAAGCAGGUGCGUUUCGGGAUCCUGCUGCCACCUGAACUCUUUGACAAGAACCUUCCCCCCAGCACCCCUCUACGGAAAGGGGGAACCCCGGUCCGCGCCCCAACAUCUGCCGGGGGGUCCCAGCUGAGGUCACUGCUGAAGACCCCCUUAACCCUGGCCCGGCCAGACUUCAGCAGCCCCUCUCUAACUGGAGCCUCCCCACCCCUCACUAUGGGACCCUGCUGUGGGGAACAGGAGAGCACCCACACUCAGGGAAAGAUCCCUUUCCCUUCAAUGGAAGAUGUUGACAGUUCAUGGAUGGACAAUGCAGAGCUGGAGACUGGACCACUGGAUCUGACCUCAGCUUUUCAAGAGGAGGACUCUGUUUGUGAGGAAAUGCCAGAUGCUGCCCCAGUGCCUGACCCUGCCCUGGAGCCAGAACCAGCCGCCACAACCCGCUCUCGCAGCAGAAAGAGAAAGCAACCAGAGGAGAAGAGUGAGCCUGUGAAGAAGAGGUCGUCUCGUACGGCUGCCAAGUCUGCCUCUGGGAGGAUGAAGAACUCAGCAAAGCCUUUCUUUGGGAAGAAGGCGGUGGACCGUUCUCUGUAUGGGAAGAGAGACUAUGCAUCCAAGAACCCUACCCUCAGUCCCAUCACGGAGAUCCUGUCCUCCCUUUGCCACUCUCCUCAACACCCCACUGCAAACCCACAGGCUUCCUCUGUUGGAUUCACAGUAUACAUCAAGGAAGUAUUCGAACAGGCCUUGGACUACAAUCACUUAUCCAAAGAAGACUCCAUCCUAUUAGAAGAAUACUUUAACAGUGACCCCGUCACCGCAGUGGUCACAGCUGCAGCCCUGUGGUCAAGCUGCUUUUGCCCCCCGGUCAGUGAGGACUCACCAGAAGACACCACCCCAGCUGCAGAGCCCUCUGAUCGGCCUUCAGUAGACUGCCAGAGCCCUGUAGGCUCCACCACCACAGACAGCUCUGGGACUGGAAGAGCAGCACAGAUCUGGAGAAGAUGGUCAGGUCCAACAAAGACCUCCAGAACCAAAAGGCAGAGUGUUAUUAGAGUAGGUAGAGGGAAGGGCAGGAAGGUCAGUGUUCCUGUUGAUAACUGGCUGAGUGAAGAGACUGAGGAGCAGGUAAAGAACUUUGAUACAGAACAAGAUCCAACAGAAACAACCCAGCCAGAGGUGUUAGUGUCCAGCCCAGCCAAGCACACAGUACCUGGUAACAGAGAGGGUGAACCUAAUACACACUGUACCUCAGACCCUGUAGAUACAGAUCAAUGCACUGGUACGCUUCCAGAUGCAGGUAGGAGUGGGGAUAGUCCAGCUAGAGCAGACGCUGAUACUACUACACCCUGCCCUCCUCCAGAUGAGGAUAGCACCACAGUGGCUCCCUCAGAGCAGAAGGCAGUGAGCCAUGUAGAACAGAGUCCAAACAAAGGCGGGCAGAGAGGAGCAGCUCAGGGCCCAGGCCGCUCCAGAGGUAGAAGGAGCUCUAUAUACGCCAGCUCAGUCAUAGAGGAGGAGGAGGAGGCUUCCCAGCCAAAUGGGCCACAGGCAGUGGAGAAUGAUAACCAUGGGUCCGGAAUGGAGCUGGGUAACGUUAUAGAACAGGCCUCUACCUCCUACCCAGACUCCCUCCUUCCCCCCUGGGCACAGAAGGAGUUCAACAUUGAUGAUGUGCUAAGGCCUCUCCCCUGCAGGGGGCAUCAGUCUGUCCGCCGCAGCCUGAGGAACCAGAGCAGCACCCUGGAGGCCUCUGGCCUGGCCUGGUUACCUCACACCUCUCCGGACUCCAUUAGUGCUGUUUGCAGGAAGACCAGGCCCAGACGCAGUUCCAUCCAGGCUCUACUACACCCUCCCCUGGAAGAAGUGAAUCACACUGACCUCUGAGCCACUCCAAUGCUAGCCUGUCCACUACCUGUACACUGGCUGUGAAUUAAAUGGCACCCUAUUCACUACAAAGGUCCUUAUUUAUUUUUUUGACUAGGGUUGGCCAUUUCCACCUGCUUUUGAUAGCUAUUGAUUGUUGUGAGUUUUAUAAAGCACUGUUUUUGUUUUUAGUAAUUAAGUAGUAUAAAUAUACAAGAACUACCUUUUAAUGUGAUUUAACAAGUUUGGCAGUUGUCAUUUACCAAGGCUCAUGGGAGUAGGAGAUGCACUGUCUGUACAUCUUUUACUCUUUGAAUGUGUACCUCCUGUAUUCAUUAAAUAAAAUGGGGCUCUUCCAAACUAUUAA
Oncorhynchus masou masou (cherry salmon) is the source of this 3668-nucleotide messenger RNA. RefSeq names its product cell division cycle-associated protein 2-like. Bases 428 to 3322 code for a protein of 964 amino acids. The record is from RefSeq and is a predicted model, not a curated record. Gene Ontology annotation, cellular component: chromosome; nucleus. NCBI's taxonomy places the organism in Eukaryota, Metazoa, Chordata, Actinopteri, Salmoniformes, Salmonidae. The transcript is spliced from 15 exons. Gene Ontology annotation, biological process: regulation of chromosome segregation; regulation of mitotic nuclear division.